Messenger RNA from Salvia splendens (bonfire salvia), 3826 nucleotides. Its product is annotated as metal transporter Nramp5. Lineage: Eukaryota; Viridiplantae; Streptophyta; Magnoliopsida; Lamiales; Lamiaceae. The record is from RefSeq and is a predicted model, not a curated record. Gene Ontology annotation, cellular component: plasma membrane. The coding region runs from base 2808 to 3572 and encodes 254 amino acids. Gene Ontology annotation, molecular function: manganese ion transmembrane transporter activity; cadmium ion transmembrane transporter activity. The transcript has 7 exons. Gene Ontology annotation, biological process: manganese ion transport; iron ion transmembrane transport.
UUCACACACAUUUAUUGCUACAAUAUGGCAAGCUUGCAGCAGCAGCAGGGCAGUGGCGGUGGGAACACCAACCGUGUUGUCGCGGUGGCGCAGACGCCGCCCGCCGUCGCCGGAAACAAAGAAUUUGAUCAGGAAGAUCAAUUUCAACAGGAACCCGGGUGGAAAAAAUUCUUGAAGCAUGUUGAACCUGGUUUCUUGGUUUCGUUGGCAUACCUUAUAAGCUCUAUUGGUCUCAUUCUCUCUCGUGUCCACGAUAUAAUGUCUCAGAGUUCUUUAUUUCGGUACGUUGACGAUAAAAAAUCUCUUUUAUUUUUUUCUUUAGUACAACAUUAAGUUUAUCAUAGUCUGGCGAUCUCGUAGCUUUCAGAAAUGACUAAUUAUAGCAUAAUUUUGACAUUUUUCCAUUACAACAAAAAAAAUUGUUAAGGACACUUUUUAAUGCAAUUAAGGAUGCUACUUUGUUUAUACACGUACCACCAACGCUUUAAAAAGCGUUCUUAUUGUUGGCGUCCAACUAAAAUUAUUGGAUGCAAAUGGAAACAUCCUAAAAAAAUAAAAGAUUAAGUUAAUUUGUUAUUAAUUUAAGGACACUUUCUUUUGCGUCCUAAAUUGUUGUUUUGUCAUUAAUUUAAGGACGCUUUCUUUUGCGUCCUAAACUGUUGUUAUUUUUUAAAACUUUUCAAUGCAAGUAAUUACGUCUCAAUUUUUGUGUCCUUAAAAGAUAAGUUUUUUGCAGUGUCCUCACUUGUCCCACGGUUCUUUGAGUUAGGGAAAACCAUGUAAGAUUUGGUAGACAAAAAAUUAUGUGUACAAAACGUUUUGAUUAAGUAAACGGUUUCAUUUAAUAUACUUAGUCAAUUAUAUCUUUAAUUUUCACACAUACACACUAUAUUAAUAAACAUAAAUAUAGAUGUUGAAUUUUUUUCCUAUGAGAAAAUUGAAAAAAAAGGUCAUAUAAUUAGUCAUUAUUUAAUGUUACGAGAUUGACCAGGAGAAAAAAUUCAAUAGUCAAGAUUUUUUUCUCAUUGACCAUGGCAAUUUACUUAACUUUUUUGCAAUUUUUAAAACUUGCAGUAGAUCAAAGUGAGACAAUAUGUCGUGUACAAAGGGAGUAAUUAAUACAUAUUUGUAGCAGUAAUGCUGCUGAUUAAUUAUCUUAAUUGCAGUGGAAACUGAUUUGCAGGCGGGAGCAAACCACGGCUAUGAAGUAAUUAGCUAAACCCAUACACACUUUUGUUAAUUUCUUAUAAUCUCAUUUAAUUUAAUGUAAAUUGCAAACGCACUUCUAAUUACUCACAUAAAUGUGACAAUUUUAGUACUAACUACUAUGAAUAUUUAAUUUUUUUCAAACGAAUUUCAUAACUUUCGGCUCCUAGAAUAUUCGGAAGUUUUCAAUUUGCGGUUCUCCUAUAUUUUUGACCCCAAAGAAUUAGUCUUUACACAGAAUUUUUAAUUCUUCUGAAAUGAUUCCAUGAAUGUUAAAAAUAAUUCUUUUUAACGAAUAUUCAGAAAAUGGUCACAAAAUCAAUCACCCAUUUUUUUUGGCUUUGCAUAUGGAAAGUGAAAAUAAAUGGCCCCUAUUCGUGAACUUUUUCGAGAUUUCGGCCACAAGCAACGGCAUGUAAAUGCGCUUCUUGUGUAAGUACUGGCGUUGUGAGCUGUUGAGUAUGUCGUGCUUGCAUACUGCAGUGUAGAAGAGCACGUCACUUAUUACCCAAUUAGAAUCCACCAUGUAAUAAUUUAAGAAAGUCAGUUUUUUAUAGUAGAUUUCUUUUUUUAAUGAAUUUAUUAAAUUUUAAUGAAAUGAGAAAGAUAAGUGGUGUAAAUGUUGCUUGAAGAUUGAAUUUCUUAGAACUCAGGGUGUUCGAUUUGAUAUUUUUUGUCCUAUGAUGAAUUUUAGCAAAAUGAUUACACUAUAACACUAGAAAUUAAGCCUAUUUGUUGUCCUAUAUUGAAUUUUGGCAAAAUGAUUAUACAUUUAAAGAAAUUAAACCACUUUUACACGUAAUAUUUAAUUAUAUUUGCAUAUUUACAGCUGUUGUGGGUGAUACUUAUCGGAUUGGUGUUUGCUCUUAUUUUUUUUUAUGAAUAAGUAAAAUAAAAAAGAACCAAGCCAAACCACAGGUGAAAUACAAAGUCGGCUAAUACAAAGUGACAAGGUAAAGACCAAGAGGCAAGAAGCUAGGGGCCAGACCCUAAUUCGAUCGAACACAGUUCGAAACACUCAUCGAAACCCAGAGUGGGCGGGCCUCAUUAAAACCCCUUAGGGAUAAAACCCAAUGGGAUAAAACUCUCCAAGGGGAAAAAGAGUACCCUGAAGAGUGACUCCAAGUGUGCCGAAAAAACAAAAGACCAAAACAUGUGAACUCCAUCAUCUGUCUGGAAGGUGGAGGAGAACCUGAUCGUGUGGAAAACGUGAGUACAAGAUGCUGUAGGUAGCUUCUUUGAUCUCAGAGAUGACCCUCGUUGCGUCCCAUGCUUUCCCAUCGAAGAUAAUCUUGUUCUGUGUCCUCCAAAUGAUCGACCCUGAAGCCAUAAGAGCAAUCCUCUUUGCCGUUUGAACAAUCUGAGAUCCUCGAAUCUGCCGUCCUGCCCAUUUGAUGACGCUCCUAAUUGUCGUCGAUCUCCUCGCAAUGCCAAGCCAAAGCAUAAUCUUUCCCCAAACUGUCCAAGUCUUUGUGCACCUGAAACAGAGAUGGUCUGCUGAUUCCUCCUCUCAGCGACAAAGCUGACAAGUAGGGUCCAGAUUCUCCAAGAAGUGUAGGCGAUCUCGUGUGGAAAGGCGUCCUCGAAGCGCGAGCCAAGUAAUGAACGAGUACUUAGGAGGGACAAAGUCCUUCCAGACAUACUUAGCCCAUAAUCGUCUCUCACCUCUCGGCCUAAACCAAUCAUAUGCCUCAUGGACCCUUAUAAUUCAAUCACUAGCAGCAAAUCUAGGAGUCAGCACUGGCAAAUAUUUAGCGGAGCAUUGCAAGGCUGAGUAUCCAAUAUUUGUCAAAUUAUGCUUGUGGAUUCUAGCUGAGCUUGUUGUCAUCACUGCCGACAUCCCAGAAGUGAUUAGGAUGGCAUUUGCUCUGAACAUCUUAUUUAAGAUACCAGUUUGGGUUGGGGUUCUCUGCACAGGGUGCAGUACUCUACUCUUGCUCGAUCUACAAAAAUAUGGUGUUAGGAAGCUGGAAUUUUUAAUAGCAAUAUUAGUAUUCAUAAUGGCAGCAUGUUUCUUCGGAGAAUUAAGCUAUGUGAAACCUCCGGCUAAAGAAGUGAUGAAGGGAAUGUUUGUGCCAAAGUUAAAAGGCCAAGGCGCCACCGGGGACGCCAUCGCGUUGCUCGGCGCACUCGUUAUGCCGCAUAAUCUUUUUCUUCAUUCUGCUCUAGUGUUGUCGAGAAAGAUACCUAAUUCUGUUCGUGGCAUUAAUGAUGCUUGUCGAUACUUCUUGAUUGAGAGUGGAUUUGCACUUUUUGUAGCCUUUUUGAUUAAUGUGGCCGUUAUUUCCGUGUCUGGUACUGUUUGCUUAGCAGAUGAUCUCUCAAGUGAAAACGAAGAUAGCUGUAGCGACUUAACACUAAAUUGAGCAUUCUUCCUCCUCAAGGUAAACUUAUUCAAUUCUUAAUGUUUUAAAAAAUAGAGUAAAUUGCAGAAAAAAAUUCUUGCAAUUUGGUUAAACUAUGGCUCUCAUACAACUUUAAAAAUCAUAAAGUUUGAGACGAAAUACUUUGGUGAUACUAAAUCUGAUAUGACAACUUGAAAAUCAAAUGUGAACAUAAUCACUGAUAACUUAAAGAAUAUCAUCUAGCCCGAAACCCGAGUUUUUAGGGUUAUGGUCGA